Messenger RNA from Cyprinodon variegatus (sheepshead minnow), 3388 nucleotides. It is a transcript of the gene plekho2, whose product is annotated as pleckstrin homology domain containing O2. The record is from RefSeq and is a predicted model, not a curated record. Gene Ontology annotation, biological process: macrophage apoptotic process. The transcript has 7 exons. Lineage: Eukaryota; Metazoa; Chordata; Actinopteri; Cyprinodontiformes; Cyprinodontidae. The coding region runs from base 292 to 2202 and encodes 636 amino acids.
CCACACCUAUAUGAGGUGGGAUGCUGUGACAGCCAGCAGGCAGCUCGCGCCCUCAUGCUCCUCCUCACUGCUCGAUGGGUGUAAAAAGGGACCUGAGCCGGAAACCAAACUUCUCUCUUCUAACUUUUCGUUUUUCUGUGAGGCGAAAGAGGAAAACGACGCGACCUUUGGUGUCAGGUCCGCGGCUCUGUUCCUGAUCUGCUGCGGGGAAUGUGCAGGCGGCUCUCCGCAGGCUGCACACGCGUUUCCCCCGAGGGGCCAGCGGGCCGCUCCGCCGCCGUCUAACGGACCAUGGAUGAGGCAACGAAAGAGGAGCCUGCCCAGCCAAACAAGCCAAAGUUCCUGAGCAAGGCUGGCUGGGUGAAGAAAUCUCACGGUCGACUGCUGGCGAGCUACAAGGACCGCUACGUCCAGGUGGAGAAGACGGAGAUGGUGGUGUAUGAGAACGAGGACCUGCAGAACUGCCUGGAGAGACUGGACCUGGAAAGCUAUGACAAGUGCCAUGAAUUAAAGAGUCCCUUCAACAAAAAGCACAGGCUGGUUCUGAUCCGAUCCCCAAAGUCUGGAAAUAAGAUCCAUGAUGUGAAGCUCCAGGCUCAGACUGCGGAGGAGAAGGAGGCCUGGAUCAAAGCCCUCAGCGAUUGCAUCAGUCGGGCAAAAAACAAAGUCUUUGAUGAGGUGAAGGUUGACGACAGCAGUAAUUUAGAACAUAUUACCCGAACGAGACCUCAGGGAAAUCGUAACCGACGCCCGCCAACCAGAAUCCACAUGAGAGAGGUAGCUGAUGUGUCCUCUGAUGGUAUCCUGCGUUUGGAUCUUGAUCUUGAGGAUGCAGUGAUGCCGAAUGGGACAAAUAAUGCUCAGACCGAUGGUACCUCUGAAACGACGGCAUGUCCAGCUGCCAGUGAUGACGAGAAACAAUCAGUGUCGGUUGCAGAGGAGAAGAAGGUCAUCAAGCCUCCCAUGCCUCCUAGCAAGGAGGCUAAAUCCAGUCUUUUACCCAAGAAUGAGCCUGAUAAACAAGAAGAAACAGAGGCCCCGAAACCCCCGAUGCCGCCAUCGAAACAGUCCAAACCCUGCAUCACACCAGAGGAAGAAAUUUCAAAUGAUGAAGACACUUACGCUAAGAAAGGCACACCACCAACGCCUCCCAUCAAACCCAGCUCAGCGGGCUCAUUGGUUAACAUUACAGAAACCUCCCCAACUCCCCACCCCCCUACACCUCCAUCCAAGGACAAGAAGCCCUGCCAGCCGACACAGGGUGCAGACGGUGAAAGGAAGAUGGAAGGAGACGGUGAGGUUGAACAGCCAAGACCAGCCGUGGACAACAAAGAGGUAGACCAGCUGGGAGACAGUGCCGGCGAAGGUGAACCCGAGCGCACAAUCAAGGGAGAGGAUUAUGAGUGUGACAUUCGAAAGACUAGUGAUAAUGAGGCAGAAAAACCAGGAGAGGCAGAGAGAGAGGAGCUGUGUGCUCAGCCUUAUGAUGGCUCAGGCUCUACAGCUUCUGAUGAUUCAGCAACUUCCCCUCAAUUACUGCAGAGUUCUCCCCAAAUGAAUGUUGACCUAAAUGAGCCCUUCACUGAGACCCUCAGCCUGAGUCCACUGCUCUGCCACUCGCUUGGAGGAAAGGAGAAGAAGACAGAAGAGAAAUCUGUAGACAGCGGUCAGCACUCAGAUGAUGGUAGUGAGGGCUCUGCUGGUGAGGAUACGCCGGAAGCUUCCAUAUCUGCAACCCUGGAGAGCCACGGUGGCCUAGAUGAGCUCACCGCAGCAGAAGAUGAAGGUCAAACCUCUGUUAACUUAAGACAGCCGGCCAAGCUUCAGCUUAGAGCAAACUUUCAUCCCAGCCGGCGCUCAGAGCCUUUACAGAAACCCCUCAAACCUUCUAACAAGGCCAAGUCUGCAUCGAUUGGAGAUCUGCUGUCCGAAUCCCUGGACUGCAAUCAGCAGAAAAACAGCAGCAAAGCUGAAGACGGGCGUUUAGCAGCCUCGAAAGAUUAUGUCACAGAGCUUGAGACCGAGGUGGCGCUGCAGAUGAAGAAGACCAAUGAGCUCCUGAAUCAGGCUCAGGAGAGCCACGUGGAGGUCAUGCCAGAGGACCUGCUGGCUAAAGCCUUGGAGAAGCUCCAGAACGCUGACCGCGUCCUCAGAGAGGUCAAGAAACUGAAAGUGGCAAAGGAGAAAAGGAUGAGCUGGUAAAACCAGUCUGACCUAGUCAACUGGGAAUCGCCUGCUUGGACAGUCAUUCUUCAGUCAUUUGAUAUAAACCCACCCAGGUACAGAACAGACCUACCUUUCAGAUGGUGACGUUUGCCCCGUUUCCACCAGCCCUCUGAAACCGAUCCAUGCCGAGUUCGGACCGAGCUCGGAUCAGUUAACAUGCUUAGCUUGGUUCUUACGACCAUUUAUGCAUCCCGCUAGCACAGUUCCUCCCCUCCUAUCGGCGGUCCACGAUACUACAGAUCUCAAAGAAUUAUGCUAACAAACAUGUUGGCUCACGUAAUAUUCAGGAAGUUAUGUUAUAUUAGUGAUAUUUCCUCAUUUGCGGAAUUUCAGGCGAAGAAGGCAUCCUUCUGGGUCUCACCAUCAUCCCAGGUCGCACCGUGCUCUUCUGAUGCCAUUAACAGGAUGAGAAGAAGUUGGUGUUGUGAACAGGUGCAGAGAUCUGUGAAUCACAAAGUUGAACACGGCAGAAAACCGGCCAAAAAAACGGCUCAUGCGCUCUUUGUUAUCAGAGAACCGAGCCAAAGAUGAACCGCGGCGAGCCCUGCUCAGAACUUAGUACCAUGUUAGCGCGCUUCAGUUCAGUCCAGUACAGUUGCGUUCCAUUCACACUUAACAGUUAUCUCGGUUACCAAGCUCGGACCGAUCUUUGCACCUUUCUAAAGGCUGGUGUAAAUGGGCUAAUUGUGUUUUAGAGACUAAAACUGUAUUUUUAAUAGAACUGAGGUCGUCUGCUUAUUUUGCUGUGAAACAAUGGCCGACAGUCUGCUAGAGACGGUAAACUCGUUUAGUCUAAUUUGAUCUGAAAUAAAAACACAGUAUUUUAGAAAACAAGUUUAAAUUUUUUUUAAGCAGAAGUUGGUAUUUUAUUGAGUAAAAUUUAGAAAAGCAGUGCAGGUAAUGGAUCAGGGUCGAUGGAGUAGGACCUCUAGGAGAAGAAGCAUCUUAUUGUUUAACAGAUAAAGCUUCCUGAGCAAUUUUCUUUUAUAACAGAUCAACAUAAAAUCAGCAGAAUAUGAUCUUUUUGCACUUAUAAGGCUUCACUUUUUUGUUAAAGCUUUAGUAUUAACCCAGAUUUAAAGGCACACUGUGUAACUUUUGGACACAAGUGCGCUAGACCUGUAACUUUCAGGUCUAGCGCCCCUUGUACUGGAAAAACGAU